AUGGCAGACCACGAUCUCCUGCCCAAGCUCAUCGGCCACCUCGACCGCCACCUCGUCUUCCCCCUGCUCGAGUUCGCUGCGAACCGCGUCCCCGAAGAUGCUGACGAUGCCGUCCUCCUGCCCAUCACGAAGGCCAAGUACGAACUCCUCAAGGCCACCAACAUGACCGAUUUCGUCGGCAGCCUCAAGGCAGAGCUCGAAGGGCUCGACGAACCCCCUGCUGAGUUUGACGGCAUGCGACAGAAGGUCAUCACGCGUCUGGAAGAGUUCGACGAUAGCACCAGCAAGCUCCGCGAUCUGUUGGGGAGCGAGGAGGUCAUCAAUAACCUGCGAAGCGACAAGGUGGCCAACUUGGAGUUCCUCCAGAAGGACCACGAUGUCACCAUCGAGAUGGUUAAUGCGCUCUACGACUUCGGCAACUUCCAGUACAGCUGCGGCAACUAUUCUGCCGCCGCCGAUCUACUCUACCAGUUCCGCGUGCUUUCCACUGAUAACGACAAGGUCGCACAAGCGACUUGGGGCAAGUUCGCAUCCGAGAUCUUGACUACCAACUGGGAGGGCAGCGUAGAAGAGCUCCAGAAGGUCAAGGAGAGCAUCGACACGAAGCUGUUCAACAACCCCUUGGCCCAACUACAUCAACGUACAUGGCUCAUUCACUGGGCCCUAUUCCCUCUCUUCAACGACGACGGGACGCGUGACACCCUCCUCGACCUCUUCUUCAGCCCCGCCUACAUCAACACUAUUCAGACGAGCUGCCCUUGGAUCCUUCGGUACCUCGCAGCCACCGUCAUCACCGGUCGGAGUCGCGCACGGAACUCGGGCCAGUACCAGAAGCAGCUGAAGGACAUCGUGCGCAUUGUUAAGCAGGAGGCGUAUGAGUACAGCGACCCUGUGACCGACUUUGUGCGCGCACUCUACAUUGAUUUCGACUUUGAGGAGGCUCAGCGACAGCUCUCGCUCGCUGAGGAAGUCUGCCGCUCCGACUUCUUCCUGUCCUCCACCACAGAGGCUUUCGUCGACUCGGCGCGACACCUGAUCUCAGAGAGUUACUGCAAGAUACACGCUCGCAUUGACAUCAAGGACUUGAGCGCGCGGUUAGGGCUGGGCCAGGACGAGGGUGAGAAGUGGAUUGUCAACCUCAUCCGUGACACCCGAGUCGACGCCAAGAUCGAUUACAAGGAGGGCACAGUGGUAAUGAACCACCCUCCCAGCUCUGUCUACCAGCAGGUCAUUGAACGCACCAAGGGUGGAUUCUUCCGGACACAAGUCCUCAACGCCGCUGUUGCUAGAUGA
This is a messenger RNA of Anthostomella pinea, 1293 nucleotides long. NCBI's taxonomy places the organism in Eukaryota, Fungi, Ascomycota, Sordariomycetes, Xylariales, Xylariaceae. The record is from the annotation of a GenBank genome assembly.